Molecule: messenger RNA, 813 nt
Organism: Penicillium waksmanii
Lineage: Eukaryota; Fungi; Ascomycota; Eurotiomycetes; Eurotiales; Aspergillaceae
Exons: 2
Coding region: 1-813 (270 amino acids)
Cellular component (GO): striated muscle dense body; nucleolus; catalytic step 2 spliceosome
Molecular function (GO): actin filament binding
Source: RefSeq, a predicted model, not a curated record
AUGGUCAAACCCCUCACAUUCAAGGGCGAUAAACCCAAAAAGCGCAAGCAGCGCGACCCCGACUCCGAAAAAUCCACCAAGACCCGCAAGACUGAAGUCCCCGUGGUGGAGAAUGAUGACAACCCCGAGGACCAGAGCUGGGUUUCCGCCGAGGCUGCGAGCGACAUCGCAGGUCCUAUAGUGCUUGUGCUUCCCUCCGACGAGCCGGCCUGCGUUGCAAGUGAUGCCAAUGGAACAAUCUUUGCGAGUACACUGGAGAAUUUGGUCGAGGGAGACCCCGCGACUGCGGAGCCUCACGAUGUGCGACAAGUCUGGGUUGCGACGCGCGUGGCUGGUACCGAGUCAUUCAGCUUCAAGGGACACCAUGGAAAAUACCUAAGUUGCGACAGCCACGGCCUCUUCAGCGCGACCGCCUCCGCCGUCUCCCACUACGAAUCCUUCCUGGCCAUUCCUUCCGUCGAUAUCCCGGGCACAUUCGCUUUACAGGUUAGAGGUGGGGACUCGGAGAGUUUCAUGGGAAUCAAGGAGAGCGCGAAAGCUACAGGCGGCGUGGAAAUCCGCGGCGAUGCUACUACGGUCUCCUUUGAGACGACUGUGCGCAUUCGCAUGCAGGCACGAUUCAAGCCGCGUCUGCGCGCGAAUAAGGAGUCAAAGGCCUACGAGAAGAUCAGCCAGAAGGAAUUGGAGAGUCUUGUGGGGCGGAAGUUGGAGGAUGAUGACGUGAAGCGAUUGAGGAAGGCGAGACGCGAGGGCAAUUUCCACGAGGUCAUGCUGGAUGUCAAAGUCAAGGGCAAGCAUGAUAAGUUUGCUUGA